UGUGUGUGGUGUGUGUGGAGUGGGUGGGGGGGGAAUACAUUUCCCACAAUGCAGCCUAAACACAGUCAUCGGUGGGCGAUAAUGUCAUGAGCGCGUACAGGUGACUGGAGCACAAGUUACAGUGUAACAGCAUCAGGGAGCGCUGCAAGAAAACAAAUAGCGACCGCGGCGCUACAGACAUGUCGCGUCGGUAAGCCGGUUCCAGCUGUCAAGGAGCCACAAAAAGACGCUUGUCCGCCGUUCCUACGGGAGAUCCUACAGCCGGGGAGAAGCGUCAGAGCGAGCGGCGGCACCGCGGAGCCGAGCAGGACCGAGCCGAACCGGAGCUCUCCUUCGUACUUUCUGACCUUCAGCGGUGACCACACCUUUUGGGCUGGACUGCUCCUCCCUGGCGGCCCGCCCCCCGCGCCCCCCCGCAAUGGCGUCACGGAUAGGUCUGCGCCUGCAGCUCAUGCGUGACCAGCUGCAGCAGGAGGAGCGGCGGGAGCGGCAGCAGCAGCAGCAGCAGCAGCAUCAGGCUCUACACUGCAUGCAGAGCCGGCCGCCCCUGCCGACCACGCCCGCCAUCAAUGCGCCCGCCCACUACCAGCCGCCUAUGCAGGUGCCCAUGGAGGUGCUCAUGGUCCAGACGAAUCUGGAGAACCCCACCGACUACCACAUUCGCCAGUCCCAGCGGCAGCAGGUGAAAGAGUAUCUGUCAACCACCUUAGCCACCAAGCAGGUGGUGCAGGCUGUGGCGGGGGUGCAGCCCUCGCCUCCGGCCCCGCCCCCUAGCCGGCAGGCCGUCCCACCUCCCUUGCCGUCUCCCCGCCUGCGCACUGAGCAGCUCAUCAGCUCGGCGGGUAACAGCAUGCCCAACAGCCCCAUGGCCAUGCUGAACAUUGGCUCCAGCCACGAGAACGAGAUGGAUGACGUGAUCGAUGACAUCAUUAGCCUGCAGUCAAGUUAUGAUGACAUGCAAGCAUAUGCUGACCCCGUGGUCCAGAUGUCCAACACGCUGCCUCUGUCCAGCAGCCACCUGGACGUGUACACGGGCCCAGGCAUGACUGGGCCGGCCAUCACCAUGACCAGCAACUCCUGCCCCGCCAACCUGGCUAUCAAGAGAGAGAUGUUUGAUGACGAAGCUCGUGCUAUGGCCAAGGAGAGACAGAAGAAGGACAACCACAACCUGAUCGAAAGAAGACGAAGGUUCAACAUCAAUGACCGCAUCAAAGAGCUGGGAACCAUGAUCCCCAAGACAAAUGACUUGGAUGUGCGCUGGAACAAGGGCACCAUCCUGAGAGCGUCGGUGGAGUACAUCAAGCGCAUGCAGAAGGAUAUCCAGAGAAGCCGCGAGGUGGAGACCAACUUCAAGCGCAUGGAGGUAGCCAACAAGCAGCUGUGGCUGCGCAUUCAGGAGCUGGAGAUGCAGGCCCGGCUCCAUGGGAUUCCCAGCAACUCGCCUUCAGGCAUGGGUGGGGCCGAGCUCCUGGGCUCCUACGUCAAGCAGGAGGGCAGCCCGGAGGAGGCGCUCCACCAGCACCCGCCGCCCCCAGCGCCCCACCAGCUGCCCCCGCUGCCUGGCCACGGCCUGGUCCAGCCGCCCUCGCUGCAGUAUCCACCCAUGGGUGGUCCCCAGCACUUCGACUUCGCCCCUUCGCUGGACGCAUGCGACGGUGGCCUCAACUACCCUCCGCCAUGCAGCGGCAGCAAGAAGGGCCAGCUGGGCUUCCUGCUGAUGGACGAGCUGUCACCCCUGGGCGUGGGGGACCCGCUGCUGUCCACCCUCUCCCCCGAGACUUCGGUGGACAGCAGUCGGCGGAGCAGCUUCAGCAUGGAGGACUCGGACAUCCUGUGACACACACACACACACACACACUCUAACACACGCACACAAGAACACUAUAUGCACUCACACGGAAUCUGGUACCGCACACCCACACCCACAUGUCAUCGACACGCUGUAACCUCUCUCGUAUGUGCAUUGGCAUACAGUAAAAAAAAACACACAAUAAACACAUCUAGAAAGAUUUAAAUACAGUCAUCCGUCAACUUACAUCCUACCGAGUAACAUCUGAUCAUACUUAUCUCCCAUAAGACGUCCAAAGCAUAUGUCUGCCUUAGUAGACAUACUUUACCACGUGUGCGGCAUGCGGCAAGAACCAAAACAAUCCAAUUGCACUGCCACUAUAAAGGUUUAGUUAGAUGGUGUGAUAUUGUGUAUUAUGUCAUACAGUAAGAUGGAUACCUGUAUAACAUAAGACCCAGUGCCCCACCCCCAGUCCCAAGAAUAGUGACAUGUUCCACACACAUAUGCAGACAGACAACAAAUACUGUCCCUGUCUGUCUCUGUCUCUCUUACGCUCUCUCUCCGUCUUCUCGACAUGCAGCCGCACACACAAACACACGUAAACACACCAGCUCAGAGCCUUUCAUACCCAUGCUCACCCUCGUCUUCACUCCAAGUCCUCCAGCCCCUGUCGACACCUUCCAGCUCCCACAGAGCGCGCCAGAAGGCCGCAGGAACUGCAGUCUGCCUAAAAUCCCCCAAUGCCUAUAGCGUGGAUUUCAAACAGAUGAGCCUUGCAGAGGUCAAGGUCCAGGAUGUAGAGGUCAAACGAGAACAACAGAGACGAUCAUGGCAGCUUUUCUUCAUGGUUACGUAUGUAGAGCAGGGAGGCCCUGAGACGUCAUACCACUUACCGCCACGGACUGUGGCGGGCCAAGAACCACUUUAUGUCAUUCAUUUGGUUAGCACUCCGCGUUUCACUGAAAGUCUGUUAGAAAACACUCAGGUCGGAACCCCCAGGAAUGGAGUGCCCUCCAAACAAAAAACACAACAAAAAAAAAAAAACAAAUUGCUGGGCAGGUUGUAAGCCACUGCUCAAAUGAACUACGAUGAGUGUGGAGAACAGAGAGAGGAUGGUGUGUCCGUUAGCAUGGGCUGUUAGCAUUGGCCGUUAGCGUUGGUCGUUAGCACGGGCCUUUAGCAUGGGCCGUUAGCAUGGAUCGUUAACAUAGGCAGUUAGCACAGGCCGUUAGCAUGGGCCAUUACUGUGGGCCAUUAGCAUGGGCUGUUAGCAUGUCCCAGAGAUAAGGGUCACGCACGUGGGUGGUUUAGCACGCACAUUGGGCUGACUGGCAGCUUGUGCCGAUCACUGACUACAACACCGGAUCGCCGUUGUGUAGCAUUCUUGCUGUGUACCCAUGGGUCUUUUUCUGGUUGGAUUGUUUGGUCCAGUGGGCACACUGUAAACACAUCGUCGAGGAAUUGUAAAAAGAAAAAACAUAAUUGAAUAAUAAUUAAAUGUGUUUGUUCUGCUUUGAAAUAGAUUGUCAUUUUAUUUUUCUCCCAAAGCACUGGAAAACUAUAUUAUAUUAUUGACUUUAUACAAGAAGGAUUUUAUGAAGUGACAGUUUUAUUGAAAUGUUUUACACUGUCAAACCACUUAUGUGUAUUUUGUUUCUAUUUGUGGUUUUUAUUUUAUUCUAAAGUGACCUUUUUUAUCUGACUAUAGAACCAUUUAAAUAUGAAGAUAUUUAAUGCGUUAGACUAUAGUAUAUGGAAUGUGGAGAGCCAUAUUACAUGUAAAAUAUAAAUUUCUGUUUCCAAAGGAAUGUUUAAUCUUAUUUGGCAAAAUUCAAAAAUUGUAAGAUGUCAUUUUUAUAUUGAUUUGUUUUCUAAGUCACAUAGUUAUUUAAUGAAGAGAAAGGGGUUUUCGUGGUGAUUUUAUUGAUUUAUGUUACCUGUGUUUCGCGAAUGUGAAUUUUAUCUACUGUACAGUGAGGUCAUUCUUCUUCAUGGUGCCAGUAUGUGCUCAGUGCCUUCUUAUUAAAAAAUGAAUGCUUUUCUUUCAUAAGCCACCAGCUGUAUAGAUGAAAAUUUGUUAAUGUACCACUCUGUUUUUUAUGCAUGGGCCAUUUCAUCGAUCUGUGUUUUUUCCGUUUCUUUUCAAAAAUGAACAGGAAAGUGUACAGCCCCGCACUCCCAAAUUCCCCAUGUUCCAGAUGCAAAUCUUUGACUUGGUUUUUAAAAAGGAGAGAGGCUACGUCAUUAGCCGGACGCGUCUGUUGGUUUUGCGCUGCUUGCGCGACGGACGUCCCAGGAAUGAGAAGGUUUGCGUAAUGAAUGCUGUCCAUCCUAAUCCUAAUGUCGCUCCUGUCCAUUUUCCGGCGCUGUUAUUUUCCCGGGAAGUUGAGAACCUGUGAUUGAGGUUUGUUUGGAUAUAAAAAUUCUCCGAAAAAUUGCA
Messenger RNA from Paramormyrops kingsleyae, 4229 nucleotides. RefSeq names its product transcription factor EB (gene tfeb). Gene Ontology annotation, cellular component: nucleus. NCBI's taxonomy places the organism in Eukaryota, Metazoa, Chordata, Actinopteri, Osteoglossiformes, Mormyridae. Gene Ontology annotation, biological process: positive regulation of DNA-templated transcription; regulation of transcription by RNA polymerase II; humoral immune response. The record is from RefSeq and is a predicted model, not a curated record. Gene Ontology annotation, molecular function: RNA polymerase II cis-regulatory region sequence-specific DNA binding; DNA-binding transcription factor activity, RNA polymerase II-specific; protein dimerization activity.